AUGGCUCAAGCAUUCCCUGCCUUUUACGAGGGUUGGAUGAUGAACCACCAAAACUUGCUUGAAAAACUCUUGAGCUUUUCAUCUUUAGACGCUUUAGCUAAUGAUAAAAAUGACAAAUGUCAAGACUUGCUUGCUGAAGUUCUAGCUCACUAUCAACAGUACUAUGAAGAGAAAACAAGAGCUGUAAAUGAGAAUGUAUUUCUCAUGCUUUCUCCACCAUGGUUGAGCUCUUAUGAAAGAGCUUUGCUUUGGAUUUCUGACUUCAUACCGACCACUCUUUUUCCUCUGAUUGAUAACUCACUAGGAGAAGAUUUGGCUGAUGAACAACGGGAGAUGAUUCAGGUGAUCAGAGCUGAGACUAGGAGACUAGAGAAGGAAGUUGAACAAGCAAUGGCUGCAGUUCAAGAAAGCAUUGUCGCCCCACCAAUCUUUGAUUUGCUGAGAAGACACGAGAGAACUGUGGAUGGCGAAAUAUCAGAGCUAGAUGCAGCUAUCGAUAAGUUUAAGGAAAAUAUGAUGAGGGUCAUCGAAAAUGCUGAUGCUCUUCGAGGAUCAACUGUGACGAAAUUGGUGGAGAUUUUGAGCCUUGUUCAGGCUAUCAAGUUCUUGGCUGGUGCUUUCCAGUUUACUCUUCAAGUAAGAAGGUGGGGUUCGCAAAGGGAUGCCCAGAGUUCUAGAAUAACAAGAGAUGUUCAUCCGUAA
Molecule: messenger RNA, 702 nt
Organism: Coffea eugenioides
Lineage: Eukaryota; Viridiplantae; Streptophyta; Magnoliopsida; Gentianales; Rubiaceae
Product: transcription factor TGA2.3-like
Exons: 1
Coding region: 1-702 (233 amino acids)
Biological process (GO): DNA-templated transcription
Molecular function (GO): sequence-specific DNA binding
Source: RefSeq, a predicted model, not a curated record